Durotheca rogersii is the source of this 909-nucleotide messenger RNA. Its product is annotated as alpha/beta-hydrolase. The transcript has a single exon. The coding region runs from base 1 to 909 and encodes 302 amino acids. The record is from RefSeq and is a predicted model, not a curated record. Lineage: Eukaryota; Fungi; Ascomycota; Sordariomycetes; Xylariales; Xylariaceae.
AUGAGUGUACCGGCCGAUGCGAGCACCGAGGGCCUAUUCUUCAGCUCGCUCAACCCGCUUGCGCCCAUCACCAUCGUGUUGCUGCAUGCGCUGAUGGGUUCCCAUCUCGAAUGGGCCCAUUGCUGGCCCAAGCUGUCCGAGUACCACCUCCUCAUCCCCGACCUGCCGCAACACUCGCGCUCGCGGCACGUCGGGCCCUUCUCGUACCUCCUAUCCGCAGAUCUAAUCGCCAAGAUCAUCCGAGACCACGCGCACGACGGGCGCGCCCACGUUGUCGGCGUGUCGGCCGGCGGCUACGUCGCCUUGGAGCUCGUCAGGCGGCACCCCGACACCGUCCUGAGCGCGUUCGUGUCGGGCGCAGCCCCGCUCGAGGACUUCUGGAAGAGCUUCAACUCGCAGCCCAAGAUCGCCCAGAUCGGCCUGUCCGUCAUCCUGCACAGCCCCAGGAGCGUCAUGACCAAGGCCACCGGCUGGGCGCCCGAGCUGCGGAACGACGAGCUCGUUAAGGAGAUGAAGCGCAACAACACCGCGCGCCUGUACGAAACCGGCUGCCGCGAAGCGCAAAAUUGGACGCGCGAAAACCUAGAGGAGGUCGGGAGGAGAGACAAGCGGAUCGCUCUAGUCGCCAGCAGGCACGAGAAAGUCGAGCACAUACAGGAAAUGGCCCGAGUUCUGGGAGCCCUAGGCUCAGACCAGGGCCAGAAAACCCGGGCGUUCCUCGUAAAGGAUGCCAUCCAAGCUUGGAAUUUGCAGAACCCCCAGCUGUUUGCCAGAGGGAUCAGGGCUUGGGCAGAGAAGAUGCCGAUGCCGAUGGACUACGAGCCGUUAGAGGGGGAGGCCGGCGCCAACCCUCGUCGAGAGGUGCCGAGUAGAGGUCAGAGCAACCGAGGACCAAGCUCGAGCAAGUAA